This is a messenger RNA of Sordaria macrospora k-hell, 1287 nucleotides long. Lineage: Eukaryota; Fungi; Ascomycota; Sordariomycetes; Sordariales; Sordariaceae. The record is from RefSeq and is a predicted model, not a curated record.
AUGGCCGGGAAAUCGAGAUUCACCAAGCUCGACGCUUUCACAAAAACUGUCGAAGAUGCGAGGAUCAGGACAACAUCCGGUGGCAUCGUCACCAUCGUCUCGCUGCUUGUGGUUCUGUUCCUCUCGUGGGGAGAAUGGAGAGAUUACAGGAAGGUGGUAAUACACCCCGAGUUGGUGGUUGAUAAGGGACGAGGCGAACGAAUGGAAAUCCAUCUCAACAUCACCUUCCCCAAAGUACCCUGCGAACUCUUGACCCUCGACGUAAUGGAUGUCUCCGGCGAACAACAACAUGGCGUACAGCACGGCGUCAAGAAGAUCAGACUCAGACCUCAAAGCGAAGGAGGAGGAGAGAUUGACGCCAAGGUUCUUGCUCUCCACGCAGCUGACGAAUCCGCCACCCACCUCGACCCCUCCUACUGUGGCCCCUGCUACGGCGCUCCAGCUCCCUACAACGCCAAAAAAGCCGGCUGCUGCUCGACCUGCGAAGAGAUCCGCGAAGCCUACGCGCAAGCCUCCUGGGCCUUCGGCGACGGCUCCACCAUGGAACAAUGUCAACGCGAGCACUACACGGAACGUCUCGCCGAGCAGCGGCAUGAGGGGUGUCGCAUCGAGGGCGGGCUGCGCGUCAAUAAAGUUAUCGGCAACUUCCACAUUGCUCCCGGGCGGUCCUUUAGCAACGGGAACAUGCACGUGCACGACCUCGCGCAGUGGUGGAAUUCGCCUUUACCUGAUGAUCUUGUUCGCAAGCUAGGCGGGGGGAAGGAUGGGAAGAGGAAUACCCUGUGGACGAACCACCAUUUGAAUCCAUUGGAUAAUACCAGGCAGGAGACGGAUGAUCCCAAUUAUAACUUUAUGUACUUUGUCAAGAUCGUGCCGACGAGUUAUCUGCCGCUGGGGUGGGAGAAGCAGGCGGCGCAGAAUAAGGCUAGCUGGGAUCAGGAUCAUAGUGUCGGGUUAGGUGUGUUCGGCCAGGGAAGCGAUGGAAGCAUGGAGACGCAUCAGUAUAGCGUUACGAGCCAUAAGAGAAGUCUGGCCGGAGGGGAUGAUGCCAAGGAGGGACAUGGUGAGAGACUCCAUAGUAGGGGUGGCAUUCCGGGGGUGUUCUUUUCUUAUGACAUCUCCCCCAUGAAAGUCGUCAACCGCGAAGAACGCGCCAAGUCCUUCAUCGGUUUCCUUGCCGGCCUUUGCGCCGUCGUGGGCGGUACCUUGACUGUUGCGGCGGCGGUGGAUAGGGGGCUUUUUGAGGGUACUGUGAGGUUGAAGAAGCUGAGGAGUAAGGAUAACUAG